Messenger RNA from Diorhabda sublineata, 1093 nucleotides. RefSeq lists its product as uncharacterized. The record is from RefSeq and is a predicted model, not a curated record. The transcript has 2 exons. The coding region runs from base 7 to 1071 and encodes 354 amino acids. Lineage: Eukaryota; Metazoa; Arthropoda; Insecta; Coleoptera; Chrysomelidae.
ACAUGAAUGAAACAAGAUGAACAGAAAAAAGGAUAUGAUUGGGUAACUGAAAUGAAAGCUUCCGGACUGUUCCAGGAUAUUUUGUAUAUCGCAGAACGUGUUACGCGAAAUGCCGAAAGUUUGAUUUUAAAUAUGGACAACAAUGCUGCAGAAUGUUAUAAUUCUGUUGUAGCAAAGUUUGUUGGCGGGAAAAGAAUCAAUUAUACGGCGCGACGCUCCUAUGCAACAAGAUGUGAAGCGGCUGCCAUAUCCUACAACGUACCUGCUGGCGAAUUUCCGCGCUAUAUCCAUAAAAAAGUGACCCAUGCGAGCCCUGGAAAGUAUACCAAAAAGAUCAUUGCAAGACGUGCACAAAACAUUGCAUGGAAAAAAAGUAGGCGAACAUUGUUUUCUGGCAUAAUAAAACAAAAGAGAAAAGCAAUAACAGAGGCUGAUGAAAAUUAUGGAUUACCGUCAUCAGAUAUGCAUGAAGAAGAAUACGAAUCAAGAGUUAAAGAAUUUCUCAAUAACCUUCAUCUGAGCAAAGAAAAAUGUGAGAUUUUACAGAACAACACAAUCGGCCAAGCAGACUGUUUAUUGUGGAAAGAAGAGAGAUCUAAGAGACUAACAGCUUCUGUUUUCGGACAAAUUUGCAAACAACGGGCAAAUACCCACUGCGCAGCUCUUGUUAAAACAAUUCUGUACAAUCCAUUUCACGGCAAUAUAGCCACAAACUGGGGCAAAGAACAUGAAAAAAUUGCAAUUCGUUUGUAUGAAGAAAUUCACAACGUCGCUGUAGCAGAAUGCAGUUUAUACUUUGAUGCUAAAAAGCCCUAUUUGGCAGCUACACCUGAUGGUCUAAUAGGAGAUAACGACAUUAUUGAGGUGAAGUGUCCUUAUUCAGCAGCUAAAACGACACCUAUAGACGCCAUCCAAAAACAAAUUAUUAAAUUUGCAGAACUUCGGGAAGGACGUAUGUUUUUAAAACGUAGCAGCAAUUACUUUUAUCAAGUACAAGAGCAGCUCCAUAUAACACAACGUCGUAUUGUAUUUUUAUUGUUUGGACACCUAUUGGAAUUGAGUCUGAAAUGAUAUUUCGAGAUGACAACUUCUG